Messenger RNA from Phymastichus coffea, 1282 nucleotides. It is a transcript of the gene Ostgamma, whose product is annotated as tumor suppressor candidate 3. Gene Ontology annotation, cellular component: oligosaccharyltransferase complex. The coding region runs from base 163 to 1161 and encodes 332 amino acids. The transcript is spliced from 8 exons. The record is from RefSeq and is a predicted model, not a curated record. Lineage: Eukaryota; Metazoa; Arthropoda; Insecta; Hymenoptera; Eulophidae.
GUGGCAGUUGUCAGCUCGGUGAACCCGGCAAUACCGACACGUAGCAGUAAGCACUAGGUAGUCGACUUAUCUCCAAAUCCGUUCUAUAUCCACACGUUCGAUAUCCGACAAUAGUCUCCGUCGUCCUGUUUCGGGAUCCGACGCGGAAAAACUGCUCCAAAGAUGCUCAAGACGAUCUUGCUGCCCACCCUGGGCUUGCUCUUGCUUCUGUUGAGCGACGCUUCUUGUCAGUACAGAACCAAACAGUCUCAAAAUGCACCACUGGCUGAACGUGUCCAGCAACUUACAGAUAUGGCCAUGAAGAGACCAGUUAUGAAGUUUAAUACUGCUAAAUUUAAGGAAUUCGUGAAGGCAACACCUAGGAAUUAUUCUGUUAUUGUUAUGUUUACGGCUAUGGCUCCGCAGAGACAGUGUCAAAUAUGCAGACAUGCGAAUGAUGAAUUUGUUAUAGUAGCUAACUCUUUUCGUUACUCUCAAUCUUAUUCAAAUAAAUUGUUCUUUGCAUUAGUUGACUUUGAUGAGGGUUCUGAAGUAUUCCAAAUGAUGAGGUUAAACACUGCACCAGUUUACAUGCAUUUUCCUGCCAAAGGUAAACCAAAAGCUGCUGAUACUAUGGAUAUUCAUCGAGUGGGUUUUGCUGCAGAAGCCAUAGCAAAGUGGAUAUCGGAGCGUACUGAUAUCCAGAUCAGAGUUUUCAGACCACCAAGUUACUCUGGAACAGUUGCUGUUGUGAUGUUGUUAAUUUUGAUAGGUGGAUUUUUGUACCUGAGGCGUAAUAAUCUCGAUUUCAUUUAUAACAAAACAAUAUGGGGUCUUGGAGCACUGUUUUUCACACUUACAAUGAUUUCGGGACAAAUGUGGAACCACAUUAGGAGUCCUCCUUUCGUCUAUAAAUCACCUAAUGGAAAUGUGGCUUAUAUCCAUGGCUCCUCCCAAGGCCAAUUUGUUUUAGAAACUUACAUUGUUAUGAUUUUGAAUGGAGCUGUUGUUCUGGGUAUGAUUUUGAUGACUGAGGCUGCUUCCUCUCGUAAAAGUGACGUCAAGAAGCGCCGGAUAUUUAUUGUUAUUGGUGCAAUGAUUGUAGCAAUUUUCUUCAGUUUACUUUUAUCUAUAUUCCGAAACAAAGCACAGGGUUAUCCGUACAGCUUACUUUUUAAAUAAAAAGGAACAGAGAUAUUAAUACUUCAAGUAUUGUAUUGUAGAUAUUCUGCCUGAAAUGAGACUAAUUGCAAAACUGUACUUGUUGUACACUUCAGUUGAUAUAAUACAAUGUUUAAAAGAA